AGCUACCAACCGCCACCAUCCAUCUAUCUAUAUACCAUCACCCCUCCAUCAAGAUUCAUUCUGUGAUUCCUCUCAUCUUCAUGCCGCCCCUCGACGUGGGAAUGCCCCCGCCCAUGCUCCUCCUCAGUCUCGCUGUUCGCCAUGACUGAACUCCUGUUGCGCCGGCGGGGAAUCGCGCCCCUGCUCUCAUCCCUGCGCUCUCCCCGCACUGCCGCGACCGGCCAGCUGCUCACGGUGCACACACGCAAGCACAACACCAACUCAAUAGCCACGGCCACCUUCCUCCCCGACCCAGAGUCUCCGUCGUCCUACAAGCCCCUACCUCCACGGUGGUCCGCCCUCAAGUCGGCCAAGCCCUUCUCCGAUUUCCUGACCGAUACAUUCAACCGCCAGCAUGACUACCUCCGCAUCAGCGUCACUGAACGCUGUAACCUCCGGUGUCUCUAUUGCAUGCCCGAGGAAGGCAUCCAACUAUCCCCACCGGCCCGUCUCCUCACGUCUCCGGAGAUCGUCUAUCUAUCGUCGCUGUUCGUGUCGCAGGGCGUCACCAAGAUCCGUCUGACCGGUGGGGAGCCAACGGUUCGCAAAGAUAUCGUGCCCUUGAUGCAGUCCAUCGGGGAGCUGCGGCGCGACGGUCUGCGCGAGUUGUGUCUGACCACCAACGGGAUUUCGCUGCACCGCAAACUGGACGCCAUGGUUGAUGCGGGCCUGACCGGGAUCAACCUGAGUCUGGACACGUUGGAUCCCUUCCAGUUUCAAAUCAUGACGAGACGGAAGGGUUUCGAUGCUGUGAUGCGAAGCAUCGACCGGAUCUUGGAAUUGAACAAGGCGGGGGCUGGGAUUAAGCUGAAAAUCAACUGCGUGGUGAUGCGGGGGAUCAAUGACCGGGAGAUCGUCCCCUUCAUUGAGCUGGGGCGCGACAACCCCAUCGAGGUGCGCUUCAUCGAAUAUAUGCCGUUCGACGGUAACAAAUGGAGCCAAGGGAAGAUGGUCUCUUAUCAGGAAAUGCUGGCUGCUAUCCGGGAAAAGUACCCGGAGCUUCAGAAAGUCCCCGACCACAAGAACAACACUAGCAAGACCUACCAAGUACCAGGCUUCCAGGGCCAAAUCGGGUUUAUCACCAGCAUGACGCAUAACUUCUGUGGCACCUGCAACCGUCUGCGAAUCACAUGUGAUGGCAAUCUCAAGGUAUGCUUGUUUGGCAACGCCGAGGUGUCCCUGCGAGACAUCCUCCGGAAGGAGAACAACGGAGAACCGAUCAGUGAGGCCACCAUGAAAGAGCUUGAAGCAGCGGGCCUGUCCCGUGGGGAAGGAGGCCAAGUCCACGAACGAGAGCAGGAACUCCUGGACAUCAUUGGAAUGGCAGUCAAAAGGAAGAAAGCGAAGCAUGCGGGCAUGGGAGAGCUCAAGGACAUGAAAAACCGGCCCAUGAUACUUAUUGAUAAUCCAGUAUUGCAGAGCUCGCUAAGAGCGACGCAUCGUUCCAAUCAAACUACACUGAACUCCAGCCAACGUCCCUGGCUUGGACUUCCCACCCACUUGUUCGCUGGCCACGGUCCGACAUCCAUGCAAGCCAGUCAUUAUCAUAGUUUGCGUCCAAGCAGUCCACCAGCCCCCAACUCCACCGAGCAACAUAGCAACGAGAACAACAACACAAAACCCGUCUCCCUCUCCACCGCCUCCGACCCUGACCUUCCCCACCUCAAUGCCUCGCAGAACGUGCACAUGACCAAAAUCGACGAAAAGGCCAUCACCAACCGCCUCGCCACCGCAACCUGUCUCGUCCAAUUCUCCAACCCCCGUCCAUGGGCCCUUCUCCGAAAAGGCCGGACCAAGAAAGGCGACGUCUUCAGCGUGGCUCGCAUCGCCGGCAUCAUGGCCGCUAAAAAGACCCCCGAUCUCAUCCCCCUCUGUCACCCGGGUAUCGGCCUGACGGGGGUGGAGGUCGACGUGACCCUGAUUGACCCGCCAUCCUCAUCCUCAUCCUCUGCCCCCGGGCAAUCAACGACGGGAAAACACGGGGCCAUGCGCGUCCUCGCUACAGUGAGCUGUCUGGGCCGUACCGGCGUCGAAAUGGAAGCCAUGACAGCGACCAUGGGGGCGGCGUUGACCGUGUAUGAUAUGUUGAAGGCGGUGGAUAAGGGGAUGGUGAUUGGUGGGGUUCAAUUGUUGGAGAAAAAGGGUGGGAAAAGUGGUCAUUGGAUCCGGGCUGAAGAAGUCAAGGAGGAAGUCGUAUAAAUAACAUCACAACGAAGUUGCCAUUUAUCUAGUGGAUGACUGAGAGUCGUCGGUUGGGAAUACAUACUAGGAGAGGCUGGAGUAUUGCCCUUCGGGGAGGCCCUGAUAUGUGGUACUAUACAGGUGCAACUGCAGACUUGUUAUCGAGAUAACAAUUGUAAAAAAGGGUUCUCCGUACUCCACUGGUGCUGGAACUGCCAUUGUUGUAUCUUACU
Aspergillus ibericus CBS 121593 is the source of this 2453-nucleotide messenger RNA. Its product is annotated as molybdenum cofactor biosynthesis pathway protein. The record is from RefSeq and is a predicted model, not a curated record. NCBI's taxonomy places the organism in Eukaryota, Fungi, Ascomycota, Eurotiomycetes, Eurotiales, Aspergillaceae. Gene Ontology annotation, biological process: Mo-molybdopterin cofactor biosynthetic process. Gene Ontology annotation, molecular function: metal ion binding; 4 iron, 4 sulfur cluster binding; cyclic pyranopterin monophosphate synthase activity. The transcript is spliced from 2 exons. The coding region runs from base 142 to 2238 and encodes 698 amino acids.